This is a messenger RNA of Lucilia sericata (common green bottle fly), 576 nucleotides long. Its product is annotated as discoidin domain-containing receptor 2-like. Gene Ontology annotation, molecular function: collagen binding; protein tyrosine kinase collagen receptor activity; ATP binding. The record is from RefSeq and is a predicted model, not a curated record. NCBI's taxonomy places the organism in Eukaryota, Metazoa, Arthropoda, Insecta, Diptera, Calliphoridae. Gene Ontology annotation, biological process: cell surface receptor protein tyrosine kinase signaling pathway; multicellular organism development; protein phosphorylation. Gene Ontology annotation, cellular component: signaling receptor complex. The transcript has 4 exons. The coding region runs from base 1 to 486 and encodes 161 amino acids.
AUGAUAUCGUUACUAAGUUGCAUUAUCGGCCCCGAAUAUAGCGUUAAAGUCUGCACUAUUGGUACUGUGAUAAAUCGUUCUGCUUAUACGAGUGACUAUUGUCAAUUGGAGGGUUCGGCUGGUCGUCAAACCCAACCUAUGCCCAUACGAUGGAUGGCUUGGGAAAGUGUUUUAUUGGGUAAAUUUAACUCAAAAUCAGAUGUCUGGUCGUUUGCGGUAACACUAUGGGAAAUAUUAACAUUUGCGCGAGAACAGCCGUAUGAACAUUUAAAUGAUGCUAAAGUUAUAGAAAAUAUAGGACAUAUCUAUCAAGAUGAUAAUCAAUAUCAACUUUUACCCAUACCGGCGAAUUGUCCCCGUGAAAUUUAUGAUUUAAUGUGUGAAUGUUGGCAGCGCAAUGAAGCAAAUCGUCCUAAUUUUAGAGAAAUACAUUUGUUUUUGCAAAGAAAAAAUUUAGGAUUUAAACCAACCUUAAUGACUUAUUAAAUUAUAGUUACGAAUUUAACACUUACAACAACAGCAACAAAAAUAUCACUAAUGGAAAAUUAAAAUAUCAAUUAAGAAUUGAAUUUUUUU